CUUUGUGUGAAAACUGAGAAAGCGCCGGUAAGGCUGGCGAACAAAGAUACAAAAAUGCUAAAUUAGGGACAAGGGGGGGUUUUCUUCGCGUAGAAUGUGGAAACCCCUGUUGUUAUCUGCCAUAUCUGUAGUAUGCGGCUCACCCACCACCCCAAUCGGCAAAUGUUCUCGUCUUUCUCUUUUGUCUUUUCUGGUUUUUUUUUUGUUUUUUUUUGAUUGUCGCUGAAAAAGCUUCAAGACUGUGAAUGCAAAGGUUGACGGCCGAGAAAAACUACCGUGUCUGCCGCAAAUGAUGGCGCUACACCGGAAUGCAUUGGCGAUCCUCGCCAGUCUCGGCCCUCUGUUGUCGCAGACAGGGGCACAAGAGGUCCCUGACAGCGCCUUCACGCGGCGCGGGAAUCAUGUGGCUGCCGUGGUGGGAGACUACCUAUACCUCGAUGGAGGCGAGGUGUCACAGCUUGUAGACGGCAAAGUCGAAGAGCCAUGGCCCUCCAGAACAGUCAACAGCACGUUUUCCAUACCUCUCAACGAGCCAUGGACGAACAAGACGGUCGUCUUCAGAGAGACGCCCGUGGACAACGAGUCGUCGAUGAACCACGCCUCGGUGUGGACCGACGCAGGCAGCGACUCGGCCGGAGCGACCAAGAUGUACAUCUGGGGCGGCGAGCGAGGCUACACGAUCGUGACGGACGAGGCCAGGAAUCCCCGGCUACGCGUCUUCACGGCGGACGGCAAGGGCGGCGGGUCCUGGGCGCACGAGGAGCUGCCCAAGCCGCAGUCCAUCGUGCGCGUGGCGGGGCCGUCGACGGUGGGCUGCGGGGGGUUCGGGUACACCUUUGGCGGCUUCAGCAGCGAGCGGACCGACUUUCGCGUCCGGCAGGGCGGCCUGACCCCCAUCCCGGGCCUGAUCAAGUAUGACAUCGCCGCCAGGUCCUGGACCAACGAGACCGCCCUCGUCCACCCCCCGUUCGGCACGCACCAGUUCGGCCGGGCCGUGUGCCUCCCCGGGCUGGGCGCACCGGAAAGCACCGACGACAAGGCGACGGGGCUCGCCUUCUUCAUGGGCGGGGCGGCGCUCACGCGGCGCGACAUGUCGGAGACGACGGGCAUCGACUUCCAAAACGUCACGUUUUACGACGGCCGGCGCUGGCACUCGCAGCUGACAACGGGGGAGGCGCCGCUGCCGAGGACGCGGCACUGCGUAGUGGCGGCGCGCUCGGGCGGCUCGGGCAGCUACGAGAUCUUUGUGUACGGCGGCGCCAGCGCGCUCAAGCUCAGCGAGAACCAGGGCUUCGCGGACCUGCACAUCCUCACGGUGCCCGGCUUCCAGUGGUUCAAGGUCGACUACUCCAAGAACCCAGAGCACCGCCGGCAGGGCCACACCUGCAACGCCAUCCCGGGCAAACGGCUGAUGGUCAACGUCGGGGGCUACGAGGACGGGUUCGGGGGCGAGUCGUGGCGGACCACCGACCCCUGGACCAAGGGCAUUGGCGUUUUUGACAUGACUGCGCUCCAGUGGCUGGACAGCUACGACCCUGCUGCUGGGCCCUACGAGUCGCCCCAGGUUGUCAAGGAUUGGUAUAAAAACGGAGGUCUGUCAUCGGUCAAGUGGCGUAGCGAGGAGACCAAGAAACUCUUCUCCUCGAUGAAAGUCGAUGGAUUGGCCACCGACAACACCGAAAACGGCUCCAGUGGUGGUGGGCAAGGCGAUUCCAGCUCCGGAAACAAUGGAGGUGGUGGCACGCAGGGAGAAAGCGGAAGCGGAAGCGGCGGUUCCAACAUUGGCGCCAUCGCCGGAGGUGUCGUGGGCGGCGUGGUCUUUAUUGCGCUGCUUGCUACCCUGGUCUUUAUCAUGGUCCGACGCCGGCGGCAGCAAACACCCCAGGCCGAGGAGGAUCAGAGUCAGACCCCACAUGCUUCGGAUGGUCCUGCCACGGAUGGUUCGGCCACUCCGUACAAGACAGUUUCUGAGAUGGGGUACCCCCACAAAUCACAUGAGAUGGGAUCCGCCUACCAACCACAUGAGAUGGGCCACUUCGGCAAGCCGCAGGAAAUGGCCACGGUCAGCAGCGUUCAUGAAAUGUCCACUGUGUACAAUGCGCAGGAGCUGCAGGGGUCCAGGGUGUUUUAUGAGUUGGAAACUCCCCAAAUGCGUCAGGAGAUGGCGGCAAGAUAGAGCCGAGAACUAGUCUCGAUCAGCGCAGAAUAUUGUAGAAAGUCCAAGCCCUCUAAUUUAAUUACGCUUUCAUCAACU
Messenger RNA from Pyricularia oryzae 70-15, 2254 nucleotides. RefSeq lists its product as uncharacterized. Lineage: Eukaryota; Fungi; Ascomycota; Sordariomycetes; Magnaporthales; Pyriculariaceae. Gene Ontology annotation, molecular function: protein binding. The record is from RefSeq and is a predicted model, not a curated record. The coding region runs from base 290 to 2176 and encodes 628 amino acids. The transcript has 4 exons.